AUGUCCCAGCCCAGCGACACUCUGACACAAGUCGACUCCAUCACUACGACUAGGCGUAACGGCGCUGAAGUCAGCAUUUUCGAGGCCUUAAUACCGGCCGUCACAUCAAACAGCGAGCCUGAAUUUCCGGCCCGCCAAAGAUGGCGCUUUCUUCCGAAGGCUUUCAGUGGCACCCGACCAAUCUCGAAAACCGACAUCCCCUCUUCCCAUCACCAACUCCAGAAUGGACAACCCCAGAGUUUCAGUCGACUGAAACUGCAUUCUGUCAAUUCUCCUUCUGUUAAAAGCGACGGUAAGGAAUCUCGCAUCAGAAGUACCACGACAGCCUCGAAAUCUAAGCUGCGGCUCCCUCAAGCCCUCAAGUCAGACAAACACGAUGUUGAGAAUACGCAACGAAUCACUGACUCUGGUCUCGGAGACUAUGAUGCGUUACCUAGAGGACUUCAGAAUACACUUUACAGAGAGAUCAAUAGAUAUAGUUGGGCAUCCAAUAGUAAAGGUUUCAUAACGCCCCGGAAACUUGUCAAGCUAUUGGAUAUUCCAACCUUGGAGAAGGAACUAAAGAAAUACGACUCUUUCCUCAGUAAAGGGCCGCAGAAGCUGCAGUACCUGCGAUUUGAUUUUACUGAAAGCAAGAAUUCACCCGAAACCAAAGAAAGAAGACGCAACGCUAUUGUCGCCACAGCAGAGCGAAUAUAUGGCAACAUAGAAGAUCAGAUGCCGUCAAAUGCCUCAGCUAAGCCGGAAAAGAUGUUCCCACUACGCCAUAAAGGGCGGUUUGAUAGAUCUUAUGUCAAGAUCUUGGCUAUUUUAAUCUUGAUCGAGAGGCCAGCAAGAAUCAAGCUCUUUGUCGAGGAGGGUAUAUGCGACGCCGACUUGCCUCUAGUCAAAAAGCCAAUUGAGGGAGGAUUCGAGGAGCUUCGGCGGAGCACCACUCCAAACGACCGAUUAAGAUGUUUCGAAAGAUGGGAUAGUCUAAGCCUGGUCAGAUUUGAGGAGUUUCAGUGGAGGCUUCUCGCACCUUCCUUUGAACAUGGAAGCGGAAAAAUCAUCCUCCACCAGACAUUUGAUUCGAAUGUGAUUCUUCCUUUUACCUACUUCAGCGAGAGUCCAAAGACUGGUGGAUUUGGAGAAGUGACCAAAGUCAGAAUCCAUCCGGACCACCACAAUUUCAACAAUGACUGCAAUCUGGCGGAGAAAAGAAUGCAAGACGGCUCGGCUUCUCAACAAAGCAGUGAAUCUCGUAUCCUCCUAUAUGGCCGCCACGGGGACAUUAAGCCAGAAAACAUUCUUUGGUUUCCCGCUACCCGCAUGUCAAGGAGCAAAGAUCAAGGAAUACUCAAGCUUGCAGAUUUUGGAGUCGCUGACUUCAGCACAAAGAAUGAAUUUGAAGUUGACUUUAACAGAAGGAGACAUCAGUUUCUUGCCCAGUCACCCACGUAUCGCUCACCAGAAAAUGACUUCGAAGACCCGCGCAUCGGGUCAUCGUAUGACAUCUGGAGUCUCGGCUGUGUCUAUCUGGAGUUCAUCGCAUGGUGGUUUGGCCGCUGGAAAUUAGUCAAGAAAUUUGCCGAUGAGCGAACAGAUGAUGACCAAUUUUGGACCAAGCAUGCAGGCCUAAACAAGGUCCUGAAGGUGGACACUUUCUUCGAGAUAAAACAGAAUCAGGGCCCUGGUGGCUCGGAGGCUUUUGCGAAACCAUCUGUCUCUAAGUGGUCAAAGAGGACAUGCUGGUGGUUCACCAGCCUGUCAGAGAAGGUCAUAUACCAGGAAGAAAGAGUGCCAAGGAUAUUGUGA
Diaporthe amygdali is the source of this 1797-nucleotide messenger RNA. RefSeq lists its product as uncharacterized. The record is from RefSeq and is a predicted model, not a curated record. Gene Ontology annotation, biological process: peptidyl-threonine phosphorylation; peptidyl-serine phosphorylation. Gene Ontology annotation, molecular function: protein serine/threonine kinase activity; ATP binding. Lineage: Eukaryota; Fungi; Ascomycota; Sordariomycetes; Diaporthales; Diaporthaceae. The coding region runs from base 1 to 1797 and encodes 598 amino acids. The transcript has 4 exons.